This is a messenger RNA of Plasmodium inui San Antonio 1, 160 nucleotides long. RefSeq lists its product as hypothetical. The annotation marks the transcript as partial. The transcript has a single exon. The record is from RefSeq and is a predicted model, not a curated record. Lineage: Eukaryota; Apicomplexa; Aconoidasida; Haemosporida; Plasmodiidae.
AUGAAGAUUAAUAUUUCCUCUCCCAUUGUCUUUAACAUUCAGAACCAUAUAGAGGGGAAUUUUCAGGAAGCCCCAUGUUCUGAUAUGAACGUAACAGUACCAUCAAGAAUUGUUAAAUAUGUUAUCGAACCCGACGCCUUAAGAACCAAAUCAAGGAGGC